AUGGGUCACGAAGAUGCCGUUUACCUGGCCAAGCUCGCUGAGCAGGCCGAGCGCUAUGAGGAGAUGGUCGAGAACAUGAAGAUCGUUGCCUCCGCCGAUGUUGAGCUUACUGUUGAGGAGCGGAAUCUCCUGUCUGUUGCCUACAAGAACGUCAUUGGUGCCCGCCGUGCGUCGUGGAGAAUCGUCACCUCGAUCGAGCAAAAAGAGGAGUCCAAGGGCAACGAGUCCCAGGUCACUCUUAUCAAGGAGUACCGCCAGAAGAUCGAGGCCGAGCUCGCUAAGAUCUGCGAUGACAUCCUGGAGGUGCUCGACAAGCACCUGAUCCCCUCUGCCCAGAGCGGCGAGUCCAAGGUCUUCUACCACAAGAUGAAGGGUGACUACCACCGUUACCUCGCCGAGUUCGCCAUCGGCGACCGCCGCAAGGGCGCUGCCGAUGCCUCCCUCGAGGCCUACAAGGCUGCCACCGAAGUUGCCCAAACCGACCUUGCUCCCACCCACCCCAUCCGUCUCGGACUGGCCCUCAACUUCUCCGUCUUCUACUACGAGAUCCUCAACUCCCCCGACCAGGCUUGCCACCUCGCUAAGCUCGCUUUCGAUGACGCCAUUGCCGAGCUUGACACCCUGAGCGAGGAGAGCUACAAGGACUCCACCCUGAUCAUGCAGCUCCUCCGGGACAACCUGACGCUCUGGACCUCGUCCGAGGCUGAGCCCGCUGCCGAGUCGGCCGCUCCUGCUUCCGAGAAGAAGGAGGAGGCCCCGGCUGCCGAGGGUGAGAAGCCCGCCGAGUAA
Aspergillus steynii IBT 23096 is the source of this 789-nucleotide messenger RNA. It is a transcript of the gene artA, whose product is annotated as 14-3-3 adaptor artA. Gene Ontology annotation, biological process: signal transduction. The coding region runs from base 1 to 789 and encodes 262 amino acids. The transcript is spliced from 5 exons. Lineage: Eukaryota; Fungi; Ascomycota; Eurotiomycetes; Eurotiales; Aspergillaceae. The record is from RefSeq and is a predicted model, not a curated record. Gene Ontology annotation, cellular component: cytoplasm.